Patella vulgata (common limpet) is the source of this 3866-nucleotide messenger RNA. RefSeq lists its product as uncharacterized. The record is from RefSeq and is a predicted model, not a curated record. Lineage: Eukaryota; Metazoa; Mollusca; Gastropoda; Patellidae. Bases 473 to 1693 code for a protein of 406 amino acids. The transcript has 2 exons.
CAGUUGUCAAAAGUAGGUUAUACUUUAUGAUAUGCAUCAUAUGGACACUCUCGAAUGAUAUCAGGCGUAUUUAUCAACAUAUCAUAGAGAGGAAAUUGCGUCGUUAUAAUAACUGUUUAGACAAAAAUGGCGAUUUUAUACAAGUGAUAUGAGAUUGUUUGACAGUCAAAUCAAACGUAUAAUGUAGACAAGGAAAGAGGAUAUAAAACUCAUGUUUGUGAUAUAUGGUUUAUCAGUUCAAUGAGUUUUUCAGUUAUUUCGUGUCUUGGUAAUAUUCGGGGUCACCUCGAAUUGGAUAGCAGUUAUAUGUGCAGGUGCGAUCUCAUACCAAUGAAAGUACCAAAAUGGUGCCCACUCGAUGCCCAUGACGCCACCUCAGAGUUAGCAAGUACCGCCUGUUCUAAAAAUAACUUAUGUUUAUUUAUUACAACCGCCAAAUGAUUGGUAUGUGAACGGAGAACACCCGAAAGUCAUGGCUUUGAAGGCGUGUUUUGUGGCGCUUUGUGUUGCUACGCUGGUCCCCACCCUAGUGCCUAGUGCAGUGAUUUGGGAUUAUGAUUGUCUACCAACAGAUUGUUCACAAGGUAAAAGGAAUUAUCCUGGAGAUGAGAAAUUUGUAUGCAGCAUCGGGCACCAAAACGAAUGUGACAUAGCAAAGUACAUUAAAAACCCAGGGACAACAACAAAUCUAAAUUUUGCCAAACUCAGCCAUGUUGAAUUGUACUCUCGAACCCACGACAAGUUCAAGGGUCCAUAUCGAGCUUUAAAUAUAUCAUUCACACUCCCGAAUUAUGACAAUCGUGCAUUAGAUGCAAUUAUGAUAUUGGCCCACUUUUGGAGUCCACCUGGAAGGCAUAUGGAAAUCUUUUACAAUAAAAACCCGAGGUGCCGCCUGUUUGAUUUUUCUAUUACUCAAUUAAGUAAGGUGGAUUUGCAACACCCAAGGGAGAUAAAUUAUCCAUGUCUGGUAGGAUUAAGUGAAGUUUCGUCUCGACACAUGUACACUAUAAACCUGACCGUUGUUCCAUUUGCAACGGUUACCAACUAUUACGUUACGACUUACAGCUACGUUAACGACUACAAAUGUAUAACAGCGUCCGCCAUUGCUGUUUUACAGAACACCAUUCAUGUCGUUUUUGACGCCUCCUCAGGAGCCAGUCACACGGUCCGACUUUAUAAAAACAGCAAUCCUAUAGCAUCGUUUAACACAUCCAGUAAUCAGUAUGAAUUCAGCGUUCACGAUCCGGGUGAAUAUCAAGUAGGGAUCAGACCUAUCCCAUACCAACGAACAUGUCAAGAAAUGUCGACGGAGUCGAUUUCGUUUCCAGCGAAAGAGAAGAACUUGGAUGGGGAUUCUAGUGAAAAUAUCUCCAAAAUUGUGUUUUCUGUGGUCGCCCUGAUUUCUCUGUGUUUAAUUACCGGGAUAAUACUUGUUAUUCGAAAAUUACAUGUUAUUAGAAAAAAUUACCACAGAAAACGCGCCGAACGUUCUAACGAUUAUACUUGCCAGGCAAUGAUUCCUCUAGAACCAAAUAGAACCGUCAGGCCACCGAAACAAUCUGGUGAGGUUUUUCAGAGGAUGACAAAUGUUCUCGAUGCAAUGGCCCGUGAAAAUUAUUCAACAUCCGAUGAGGGAGACAGUGAGUCCGAUAUAUUACCUAGAGGUUUUGAUUUCAUUCCGUACAAUAAUUGAAAUUUAAUCAAAUAAAGUAAUUCUAAAACAUUGUUGAUUGGAUUAAAUUUUAUAGGAAAUCUGACGAAGGUGACCGCAUGUGCCAUGGUGAUUGGAGUGAAAUUUAUAUGAUGAGGGUGACCAUGUGUGCCAAAUAUUCGUUCCGUACAAUUGGUGAAAUUUUCAGAAAAAACAUUAUAUUUGUGUAUCGUUUUGUUUGAGAUAUAUUGGGCCUGACAUUGAACAAAGUAACCAUAGUUACCAUAAAUAUGUCUACAUCUGUCUCAAAAUGUCAAACGCCUUCGCAUUGUCAUUGUUAUUCUACAUAACGUCUGGCACUGAUACGAAUUUGACAUGUUGCCGUCUUACUGCCCUGGGGAUCACGUGGCUAAGUGGGUAAGACGCUAGCUCGCUAGCCUGGAGGUCGGGUGUUCGAUCCCUGCAUUGGCCGAGAAAGUUCAUCCAGAUUUUCCGGCGUGGUUCUCCCUUGUCAGUGAUGCAGGACGGAGGGGCUGACAAGGAAAGCUGUCUAGUCGUUCGGAUGGGACGAAAAACCGAGGUCCCGUGUACAGGAUUCCUUUACAUUCACGCAAACGUAUACACGCGUCCUCGGUUUUUGUCCCAUACGAACGACUGGACACUUUCUCUUACCAAUCUCCCAUUCUUCACCACUGACAAGAGGAAAACACGCUGGAAAAUGACGAGGAACUCAUACUAUGUAUUAUAAUUGUGAGUGCCCCCUAUAGAAGAACAAUGUAUUAUAAUUGUGAGUGCCCCCGAUAGAAGAACAAUGUAUUUAAACUGUGGGUGACCCUAAUAGAAGAACCACGCAUUAUAACUGUGGGUGGCCCGAAUGGAAGAACAGUGUAUUGUAAUUGUGAGUAACCUUAAUAGACAAGCAAUGUGUCAUAAUUAUGGAUGACCCAAAUAGAAGAUCAAUGUAUUUUAACUGUGAGUGACCCUAAUAGAAGAACAAUGAAUUGUAAUUGUUUGUAGCAUCGUAUUAGAAUUGUUAAUGACCCUAAUAGGAGAACAAUGUGUUGUAAUUUUGGGUAACCCUAAUAGAGGAGCAAUGGAUUAUAAUUGUGAGUGACCCUAAUGUAAGUACAAUGUAUUAUAAUUGUGGGCACUCCUAAUAAAAGAACAAUGUAUUGGCGAACCUAAUAGAAGAACAAUGUAUUAUAAUUGUUUGUCCUCCUAUUAGAAGAACAAAGUCUUAACCCUGAAGGACUUACAGUGUAUUAUAAUUUAUUGUGAGGAUCUUUAAUAUAAGAAUGCAUUUGUCUCGGCAAUUAACUUAUAUCUGUUAAAUAACACUUUAAGUUAAAUUGACGUGUAAAUUUCAGUCUGAUUAAAACACAGAUCCUAUUUCGUUUCGUUUUUUUUAUAGUUCAAAAUUUCGUUUUACUUAUCUUUACUAGUAUCUGGAAGAGUUGUUAUCAUUGACGUGUUCUGGCUGAUGUGAGGGAUUAGCCAAUGAAACGAUCUGUUACGGCGUGCUUUUAACGUGAGCUACACGGAACUGUGGGUAAUCCACUAGAAACAUCAAUGCUGAUUGGUUAAUCACAUAUCUGACGUCAUAGGGUCAAAAGCGACCACCCAAAACAACUGGUCAGAUCUUCAUGUAGUGUAGGUCAUCGAAAGUAUAAAAACGGAACGAAAUAAAGAUCUGUAUUUUAAUCAGAUUGUGUAAGUUUUAGUCCAUUAAAUAAAUAAACCAAUAAGAUCACGUAGGCCUAUAUUUCAAAAUGAGGAAUAGCUAAUUUGGUACGAAUACAGUUUUUAGAAAGCCUUGCACACGAAAUUAACCAGUUUGUUUUUCAAUAAGAGAUGUCCGAGACUGCUUCUUUCAUUAGCAUUUAACCUUAUUUAACUUAAAAGUCCUAGACCGCACACUUUGAAUAAAUAGGCUAAAUAGGCUAUAUCUUUAUAUUUUGGCGUUAUGUUAAAUCGAAGUCAAAUGUUACUUUAACUUAAAGGAGCUAAAUCUCAAUUCUUUGGCAACUAGUAAUGGACACAAAUGGGCUGUAACGCAUAUAUCAAUGUAAUAUGAAUGUAUAUAAACUUUAAUUAAAUGUCACUUCAAUUAAAUGUUACUUUUGAUUAAAUGUUACUUUUGAUUAAAUGUUACUUUAAUUAAAUGUUACUUUAAAUUAAGUGUUAUUUUAAGUAAAAUGUAAGCAUAAGUUACAUC